GGCUGGGCUUGGUGGCGCACACCUGUAAUCGCAGUGCUUAGGAGGCUGAGGCCACAGGAUUACUGUGAGUUUGAGGCCAGCCUGAACUACAUACCGAGACUGUCUCAAAAAGACCAAAAAAUAAAACAAAAACAAAAACAAAAAAACAAAAAAAAACCCCAAGUUGUCUAGAAAUUUUGUCUAAAUUAUGAGCUGUGGAAUGUGGUUUUACCUUCUUGGAUGAACAGGGGUGGCUGAAUGGGUGCAUUUGUGAGUGGAGACCCAAGUGAAUUAACAAAGCCCUGGAUUGCAGAACUGAAUCAGGGAAUACUACUGUCACAUGUGGAUGCAAGAUCUCCUCUGGAAAUUGAAAGUUGACUCAUGAUCCUGUCAGAGCUGGAAAACUGCAGGUUGACUGAGAAGCAGCACCUUCACUGUUAAUUGGGGAGUUCUUACACAGAAGAGACCAACGCCUGCACCAGAUAACUGGAGUGGCAGAUGAGCGGCCUCCGUGCCCCCCGACAGUGGCCGAUACGACAUGGAAUUAUUGAAGACUGGGAUCUUAUGGAAAGGUUCAUGGAACAAGUAGUUUUUAAAUACCUUCGAGCUGAGCCUGAGGACCAUUAUUUUUUAAUGACAGAGCCUCCCCUGAAUACACCAGAAAACAGAGAAUAUCUUGCAGAAAUUAUGUUUGAAUCAUUCAAUGUGCCAGGACUCUACAUUGCAGUUCAGGCAGUGCUGGCGCUUGCAGCCUCCUGGACCUCCCGGCAAGUUGGCGAGCGCACGCUCACAGGGAUAGUCAUCGACAGCGGAGACGGAGUCACCCAUGUGAUCCCGGUGGCAGAGGGUUAUGUAAUCGGAAGCUGCAUCAAACACAUCCCGAUUGCAGGUAGAGAUAUUACGUAUUUCAUUCAACAGCUGCUAAGGGAGAGGGAGGUGGGAAUCCCUCCUGAGCAGUCACUGGAGACCGCAAAAGCCAUUAAGGAGAAAUACUGUUACAUCUGUCCUGACAUUGUCAAGGAGUUUGCUAAGUAUGAUGUGGAUCCCCGGAAGUGGAUCAAACAGUACACAGGCAUCAACGCGAUCAACCAGAAGAAAUUCAUCAUAGAUGUUGGGUACGAAAGGUUCCUGGGGCCUGAAAUAUUCUUCCACCCAGAGUUUGCCAAUCCGGAUUUUAUGGAGUCUAUUUCAGACGUGGUUGAUGAAGUGAUCCAAAACUGCCCUAUUGACGUUCGUCGCCCACUGUACAAGAAUGUCGUUCUUUCAGGAGGCUCCACCAUGUUCAGGGAUUUUGGACGCCGAUUACAGAGAGAUUUAAAGAGAGUGGUGGACGCCAGAUUAAAGCUCAGUGAAGAGCUCAGUGGCGGCAGAAUAAAGCCCAAGCCUGUGGAGGUGCAGGUGAUCACGCAUCACAUGCAGCGCUACGCCGUGUGGUUUGGAGGCUCCAUGCUGGCCUCAACCGUGAGUCCCUCCCACGCUGGCCUGCUGGCCUUGCCAUCUUCCCUCCGGAGUUCUUCCAGGUGUGCCAUACGAAGAAGGACUAUGAAGAGUUCGGCCCCAGCAUCUGCCGCCACAACCCCGUCUUCGGAGUCAUGUCUUAGUGUCUACCGGGACCGUCACUUGGUAGCUUCUUGCUGGGAACAGGUGUCCCGUGGAGCCCAGCAGUGGUCCUGUGCGUGUGGGGACAGGUGACGUGAUGUCCGGCGGUGUGCCUGUGUCACCGAGUGCAUGAGGCUCCGUGUAGUCCUCCUGGUCAAAGCCAUCUCUGUGUGCGACUGUUCUGGCCUGGCCCUCCUCACGCCCUGCCGCAUCAGCCUCUCGUCCGAGCUUCUAGUCCACAGCACAGUUCUAAAGGGGCUCAAGGACAGCUUUAAAUGUUGUUAGGGAAAAAGGCGCAAGAUCGGCCCCCAGGAAAGAGUGUGGGGUGUGAACCCUGAUCCUCCCAGCUUAUUUUUGUAAAUAAAAUGUUAUAAACUUGAAAUACAAAUCGAUGUUUAUAUUUCCUAUCAUUUUGUAUUUUAUGGUAUUUGGUACACCUGGCUGAUACUGAGCACGAAUCUGUAUUGAUGUCAUGAAGUGCCGUAAUAAAGUUUUCCAAUUGUGAGGCAUGUUACAAUGUGUUUAUAGGAAACAAUACCAUAGCAAGCCUUGUGGCCAUGUUUGCUGGAAAGCGUGUAACUUUACUAGGGGGCCUCGCAGUCUGAACUUGGACAGUGCUGUGUGCGAAUCCAGUCUUCUGUGUGAGAUUCUGGGGUGUUUGAUAGAAGAUGAUGGGAUGUCGGGAGGGUUGGGUGAAAUGCUGCCUUGCACAUCACAAUAAAAGCUGUUAGAAUCUUUAUAAAUAC
Molecule: messenger RNA, 2324 nt
Organism: Cavia porcellus (domestic guinea pig)
Lineage: Eukaryota; Metazoa; Chordata; Mammalia; Rodentia; Caviidae
Gene: Actr3b
Product: actin related protein 3B
Exons: 10
Coding region: 478-1671 (397 amino acids)
Cellular component (GO): actin cortical patch
Molecular function (GO): actin filament binding
Source: RefSeq, a predicted model, not a curated record